GCCCAACUAAAUGAAAAAAAACCUAAUCCAUCAAUUGUCACUUGGCUAUAUAUCUCCGGCGAUAAUCUGUCGACUGUGGACAAAUCAAACCUACGAAAUUACGUAAGAAAUUUUAAUCGAAUUUGGGAUAAAAAUUGAGAAGCUAAUAGAGCGGAUUAUGUGGUGAGCUACAGAACAAGAAGUUUCUUCCAUAUAUUUCGGUUUUCUUAGUUUGUUGUGAUGUAGAUAUGAUCUCCGUAGAUAUUCUAAGAUAGUGUUUGUAAUCUAUUUAAACGCUUGUAAUUUCAGUUCUGAACAUAUCGAAAAUACAUUUCUCUUCCAUUAUGAUCUCUGAAUCUAUAGACAGUAGCCCUAGGAAUCGAUUUUGAUGUUGUUGUUGUUGUUCAUGCUCUAGGGAUGGAUCGCGAUUAUAUCAGCGAAUUGCCGGAUUCUUUACUAACUCAGAUACUCUUAGAGCUUCGAACCAAAGAUUCUGUUAAGACAAGCGUGUUAUCGAAGAGAUGGAGAAAUCUUUGGUUAAACGUUCCUGGACUCGAAUUAUUCACCCUUCAAUUCACAUAUCCUGAUCGCGAAGAAAUCUUUGUAAGGUUUAUGGACAGAUUUAUGGAGUUUAAGUGCAGGUCACGCCUGAAAAAGUUCAUGAUAACGUAUGUCGAUUGUAAAGGUUAUCGAGAUCGAUUAAUGGAGUUGAUCGGUACACUGGUUGAUCAUGGACUUCAGCAUUUGUAUGUUUUUAUGCAUACUUUUGACAGAGUUGAUUUCAAACGUCAAAACAUUUACAAGAGCAAGACAUUGGUCUCUUUGAAGCUUCAUAACGUAGAGUUAAAGAAUUCAGACUUUGUUGUUUCUCUACCUUGUCUCAAGAUCUUGAAACUGGAGAAUAUUUGUCACGGUGAGGAUGGUCCUUUGGUUGUGGAGAAGCUCAUCUCAGGAUGUUCUGUUCUUGAAGAUCUUGAGCUGAUUAGGCCUUUUGAUAUUAGGACACAUAAAGUUCUUCUGCUUCUGCGUGUGAGCUCUCAGACUCUGAAAAGCUUUACCUUACAUUUUGCGAUCUAUAAGGAUCGUACAGAUUUUUCAGUUGAGAUUGAUGCUCCAAGACUCAAGUAUAUGACUGUUGAACAGAGUCAAUCUGAUAGCAUUGUGGUAAAGAACCUGAGUUCCUUGUUCAGCAUCGACAUUGGUACUAAAUUUAAUCCUUUGAGACAUGAGGAUCUAAGGAUGCGUAAUGUUUUCUACGAUUUUUUAACCGGGAUAUCUAGUGUAAAACAUAUGAUCAUCUGUUUGUGGAGUCUCCAGAGGUUUUCUCCUUAUUCAAAACCCGGACUGAUUCCCAAAUUCCAGAACUUGUAUCAUUUAAAAGCACAGAUGUGGAGCUCAUCAACACACUUAUUGGAAGCGUUUCUUGAGAGCUGCCCAAAUCUGAAAAACCUCAUCUUGGAAUAUAAUGUUGAAUUGGAUCGAGAGCAAGUGGACUUUACCAACGUGCCUCAAUGUUUAAUAUCGACGCUGGAGUAUGUUGAGAUUAAAGAACCGAAUGAGAAAAGUACGAUUAAACUAGUGAACUACUUUCUUGAGAAUUCAGCAGUCCUCAAGAAACUUACUCUACGUUUCUCAUAUUCAUCUUCUAUCUACCUAAAGAGCUACAAGAAGCUUCUUACAUCAACAAAGCUUUCUCCCACAUGUCAAGUUAUCUUUGGUUGUUGAACAUUGUUUCAGUGACGUUAUUCCUGUAGUUUGGCUUUUUGUUGCUUUGAUUUCAAUUUCAGGACAGAGUUUCAGUUUAAUUAUAGUUUUCUCUUUUUUUUUUAAUAAAAAUUUUUAUUUUCAACAUAAUAAUUGUAGUUUAUAUACAUUUUAAUUAAUAAUUGCAUUUCUCUGGUUGUAUAAAAUUCUAAUUGGGUUUUGGAUUC
Arabidopsis thaliana (thale cress) is the source of this 1910-nucleotide messenger RNA. RefSeq names its product F-box/RNI-like/FBD-like domains-containing protein. The coding region runs from base 397 to 1704 and encodes 435 amino acids. The record is from RefSeq and is marked reviewed. NCBI's taxonomy places the organism in Eukaryota, Viridiplantae, Streptophyta, Magnoliopsida, Brassicales, Brassicaceae. The transcript is spliced from 3 exons.